This is a messenger RNA of Phytophthora nicotianae INRA-310, 507 nucleotides long. RefSeq lists its product as hypothetical. Lineage: Eukaryota; Oomycota; Peronosporomycetes; Peronosporales; Peronosporaceae. The record is from RefSeq and is a predicted model, not a curated record. The coding region runs from base 1 to 507 and encodes 168 amino acids. The transcript has a single exon.
AUGGUGACCAAGGCCAAGGUAGCAGUUUUAUGCGUCAUGCAGUGCAUCUGGGCGACCUUUGCUGCCCUCUCCAGUGAUCGUCGUCGAUUUGGUGGCUAUACUCGAAAAAAUGUGAACACUUUCGCGUCGAAUGCGUUUGACAAAGCUGUAGCAAGUCGAAGAACUAAAUGGUUUCACAGGAAGAUGCGUUGUGAUAGACGGACAUUCUUUGCCAUUGUCACGUUAGUCCAGAGCCAGUGGAUUGGCAAGAUCCAUCACAACACCAAGCACAACCUAACGAAACGAGUUGCUGUGACGAUGGUGUAUUUGGCCAGUGGAGGCUCCACGGACAACGCGGCGACAGUACUUGGGAUGUCAAAGUCAAGCGCUGUGGUAUACAUUAAUCAAGUUCUUUCGGUUCUGUCUAAAAUGGCUAAACAAAAAAUUACACUGCCCUCGGCGUUGCAGAUGCAACAAGCAGUGAUGGUAGGGCUGGUAGCUGUACGAUGGCGUUUUGAGGGGUCAUAG